AUGGAUCCAUCAGUCCAGCGACUUUUGACCGACAAACUUUAUGACAAACGCAAGCAAGGGGCCCUUGAGCUCGAGCGCUUUAUCAGAGAGGCCAUUGCCGAUAAAGAACAUGACAAGAUUCGAAAAACUCUCGAUCAACUAUGUCAUGAUUAUGCCUACGCUGUUCAUCUGCCGCACGCUCGAAACGGAGGGCUCAUCGGGCUAGCUGCCGCUUCAAUCGCGCUAGGCUCUGAUGAAGUUGCCCGAUAUCUGCAGGUGAUAGUGCCACCUGUAUUGGCCUGUUUCACCGACCAAGAUGCCCGUGUGCGAUAUUAUGCCUGCGAAGCCAUGUACAAUAUCGCCAAAGUGGCAAAGGGCGAAAUUCUAGUCUUUUUCAACGAUAUAUUCGAUGCAUUGUGCAAGCUGGCGGCCGACUCGGAACUAUCCGUAAAGAAUGGGGCGGAGCUCCUCGAUCGUCUCAUCAAAGACAUUGUUUCGGAAUCCGCUGCCUCGUACGUAUCAGUGCUAAAUUUCCAGGACGAAGACGGCGAGAACACGAACUCAGACAAGGAGAGCUCUGAUUACCCCACUACAUUCUCUCUCGCCAAAUUCAUUCCACUUUUGGAAGAACGAAUCCACGUCCUCAACCCCUUUACCAGGACAUUCCUUGUCUCAUGGCUAACACUUCUCGAUACGAUCCCUGAUCUAGAACUCGUACAUUAUCUGCCAGCAUUUCUUGGCGGCCUGUUCAAGUUUCUAGGCGAUCCAAAUCGGGACGUUUACGUAGCAACUCAAGGGUUGCUGGAGCGCUUUUUAAAUGAGAUCAAGAAAAUUGCAAAGAUCAAAAGAGGCAUCGCGGAAAGUCGCAAGAGUCGAGUCAGCAAUGUCAAGCCGAAAACAGAAAGCGAAGACGGCAGCGCUACGGCAGCGAGCACAUCAGACGACAACGCUAUUGAAGAUUCCGAGUCAGGCACAGCUCAAGAUAUACUUGAUGACGACGAUGACACUGGUGGUGAUUGGAUACCUGGGCAGGAUGUUCAGGUUGAUCAUGCCGCCAUUCUUGACAUACUCCUUAAAUUCGUGGAUGGGCUUUCAAAACAAAAAGAGGAGGAGAUAGGAAUUGUGGCACUACGAUGGAUCGACAGCUUCUUCGAAAUCAGUCCCGAGGAAAUCCUGCCAUUUGUUCCACGCCUCCUGUCGCGAGUUUUACCGUCCUUAUCAUCCCAGUCUGAGCAGGUCCGAACCACGGCCAGCAAAGUUAACAGGUCAUUAAUGGACUAUAUUGUGAGUCUACAGGACGACAAGAGGACUGACCGUGAUGUUGCCCCGAGCAACCUUUCCGUGCUCAGCGCUCGAGAUGAAGAUUCGUCGGACCGAAGACAGUCUGGGGCGGCGUCGAAAGCAAGCCUUGCUCCAUCAGCAAAAGAAGCCGAGCCAAGCUCUGAGGCUUCGAUCGACGCUGAUCAGAGGUCAUUUGAAGCCACAUCAAGAGCAAGCGUCGCACCUUCACUGCAAGCGCCAGCUGACAUGGAUUACGCCGCGGCAGUCAACACAUUGACUUUGCAAUUUCUCAACGAGAAUGAGGAAACACGUGUCGCAGCCUUGAAUUGGUUGAUAAUGCUUCACAAGAAAGCACCAAAGAAAGUCCUGGCUUUCAACGACGGAACUUUCCCAGCCUUGCUGAAGACACUUUCGGAUCCAGCUGAAGCCGUUGUAACACGCGACUUGCAACUUCUCUCGCAAAUUUCAAAGAACAGCGAGGAUAGCUACUUCGCCUCAUUCAUGGUUGCGCUGCUGCAACUCUUUUCCACGGACCGCAAACUCCUCGAGAUCAGAGGCAAUCUGAUCAUCCGUCAAUUAUGCAUCAACCUGCAACCAGAACGAAUCUACCGAACAUUAGCGGACUGCAUUGAGAAGGACGAAGACAUCGAGUUCGCCAGCAUCAUGGUGCAGAAUCUGAACAAUAACCUCAUCACGGCCCCAGAGCUAGCUGAGCUGCGAAAACGGCUUCGAAAUCUUGAAAGCAAAGAUGGGCAGAUGUUCUUUGUUGCAUUGUUCCGUGCGUGGUGUUACAACGCUGUCGCUACAUUCUCACUGUGCUUGCUUGCACAGGCAUAUGAACAGGCAUACAAUCUGCUUCAGAUUUUUGCGGAUCUUGAAAUGACGGUGAACAUGCUUAUUCAGAUUGACAAGCUUGUUCAAUUGCUGGAAAGCCCAGUUUUUACUUAUCUUCGCCUACAACUCCUCGAACCAGACAGAUAUCCGUAUCUUUACAAAUGUCUAUACGGACUACUCAUGCUUCUUCCUCAGUCUUCGGCCUUUGGCGCCUUGAAAAAUCGUCUCAACAGUGUCUCGGCAAUAGGCUUGCUUCAUACGCCAGCUGCUAUGCCAACGUCGGCAAGGCCAUCUGGCGUAUCCGGAAUGGCAUCGUCGAACAUGCCACCCGCACCCACCGGCGCUGUUGCAGGGCGUCUGAGCCGGAAUCGCGAUAAUGCGGCCAACGAAGUCAAGUGGCCGGAACUUCUCGACAAAUUCAAACAAACACAAGAACGUGCGCGGCGCCGGAAUGAGCGACUGCUUCGAGGUGAUGACGCCGAUAUACCUCUAGCCGGCGGAUUGACCUACAGUCUCCUCGAUGGCGCCAGCGGUGGUAGAAUCAGCCGGACUGGUGGAAGGGAAGAGAGCGAAGGCAAAGCGCGCCAUGCAAGACCCCUGAGCAUGCUCAGUGGCCCUACCGGUCAAGGCGGACUUGCUAAGGCGGGUAGUGGUCUUACAGUAAACACUGGGUCAGCUCAGAGCUUGUUGGGCUCGGAAAGACCAACUCCACACAAGCGUGGACAUAGUCUCGCGGGCGGCUUGGGCAAGUUUGUGUCGAGAGCGGGCGGGAGUAAAGAUCGCGACAAGGCAAAGAAGUAG
Exophiala spinifera is the source of this 2895-nucleotide messenger RNA. RefSeq lists its product as uncharacterized. Gene Ontology annotation, cellular component: endosome membrane; fungal-type vacuole membrane; PAS complex. Gene Ontology annotation, biological process: positive regulation of kinase activity; phosphatidylinositol biosynthetic process. Bases 1 to 2895 code for a protein of 964 amino acids. The transcript has 7 exons. NCBI's taxonomy places the organism in Eukaryota, Fungi, Ascomycota, Eurotiomycetes, Chaetothyriales, Herpotrichiellaceae. The record is from RefSeq and is a predicted model, not a curated record.